Molecule: messenger RNA, 3343 nt
Organism: Branchiostoma floridae (Florida lancelet)
Lineage: Eukaryota; Metazoa; Chordata; Leptocardii; Amphioxiformes; Branchiostomatidae
Product: paxillin-like
Exons: 10
Source: RefSeq, a predicted model, not a curated record
CUAGACAUCGGAGGAAUGACUCAGAACAACAUCAUGGCCAUGGAGGUAGAAGCUGGCUUCCAACAAUGUGUGGAGAACUUCGAUGCACUGUUAGCUGACCUUGAGCAGACCAUUCCAAAAAGGCCACCUUACCCCCGGGAAGGGCUCGACCACGACCCGGCGCCACCGGUACCACCCCCACCCGCACCAGGAGCGAUCAACGGCACAGCUGAUACCGGAGCCGACUUUCCACCGCCACCGUCCGAACAACAGUUAGCAGACUCCCUGCAUGAAGGCCAGUUUGCACAUGUUAGCCACUCGCAUGCCUCCUCCCCACACAACCCAGGGCCUGCCUCCUCACCAGACCCAGUGUAUCAGAGUUAUAACGUCCAGCCCCAGCUCCAGUACCAACACGCCCCCCAGCAGUUCGCAGCCUCCAGUUAUGCACCAAAGCCCUACCAGCCCAAGAAGAUGAGCUCCUCCCUCAACAACAACCUCUCCGAACUGGACUCUCUCCUAGCCGACCUGAAUGCAGCCCAGGGGUCAGGGGACCUCAACAGUUCAGCAGGGAGCUUACAUGUGUCCACCUCCCCUCCCCACGACUCCCCAGCCAACAACAAGAAGAUCCCUCCCCCCGUCAAGGCCAAGCCUAAGAAGGGCAUCUCCGACAUCAGGCCUGACGUAGACAGUCUGCUGGACGAGCUACAGAAUGCAGUUCCCACUGGAGCAAAUUCUCCUGGCCAGAGAGCGUCGCCAUACAACGACCACCACGCACCCCAGCCACACCAGGCCGUGAUUUCCCAGACUGCCCCGCAGCACGCCAUGCCCUCCCCGGUCUCCUCGGGCGGCCAGUCGUCCCCGCGGCCCCGCACCGCGUCCUCCGCCACCAAGGAGCUGGACGACCUCAUGGCCUCUCUGUCGGACUUCAGGAUGCAGAGUACUCAAGUCACCCAUGUACAGCCUCAGCCCAUGCCUGCCCCGCCCGCUGUGGUGGAGGAUGCCUACGCCACGCCCAACAAGGCCAGGAGCCCCACCUCCCCCAGCCCCGCGGGGGAGCCCCUCCCCCGGGGCAGCCAGCUGGACACCAUGCUGUCCAACCUGCAGUCUGACAUGUCCAGACAGGGGGUGCAGACGGUACAGAAGGGCCAGUGUGCAGCCUGCAGCAAGCCUAUUGUUGGCCAGAUUGUAACUGCCCUGGGAAGGACAUGGCAUCCAGAACACUUCACCUGCAAGAACUGUAACGGGGAGUUGGGCACCAAGAACUUCUUCGAGAGAGAUGGGACUCCCUUCUGCGAGGAGUGUUACCACAACCUGUUCUCCCCCAGAUGUGGCUACUGUAAUGGGCCCAUCCUAGAUAAAUGCGUGACAGCGCUGGAGAACACCUGGCAUCCCGAACAUUUCUUCUGUAACCAGUGCGGCCGCCCCUUCGGACAGGAGGGCUUCCACGAGAAGGACGGGAAGGCGUACUGUUACGAGGACUACUUCGACAUGUUCGCGCCCAAGUGCGGGGGCUGUAACAAGGCCAUCGUGGAUAACUACAUCUCGGCUCUGAACGGCCACUGGCAUCCAGGCUGCUUUGUGUGCAGGGAAUGCCUGCAACCCUUCCAUGGAGGCAGUUUCUUCGACCAUGACGGACAGCCAUACUGCGAAAUCCACUACCACGCCAAGCGGGGCUCGCUCUGCUCGGGAUGCCAGAAGCCGAUCACCGGACGCUGUAUCACCGCCAUGUCCAAAAAGUUCCACCCCGAACACUUUGUCUGCGCCUUCUGCUUGAAACAGUUGAACAAAGGAACAUUUAAAGAACAGAACGAUAAACCAUAUUGUCAUCCCUGCUUUGUAAAACUGUUCGGUUAGACUAAUGUUGGACGGUACGACAGGGUGUUGUGAAAACGAAGAUGGUUAGAUAGUAUCUACUGACUUAGAAUAUAGUCUGAAACAGUAACCAAUCAGACUGCUGCUUAUUGCAAAUUGAGCCCUAUGUAACCAGUGAUUGGCUACUUAAUAUCCAAUCAGCAAAGAGGAAACUUUGUUACUAUCCAGCCAAUGAGAGAGAUUAUUUUCAAACAUGUAUAUUUUAGGUACAAUUUUGCUUGAUUCAAAGAAUGGAAUUCUGCUUGAAAUCUAAUUUUUGUUUAGGCCAACAAUUACCAUUGAUUAUGACUUUUUCAAUCCAAAUGUGGUAUGAAUUUUGACAGACAUUGAAUUUAGAAUGAUAAAAGGACAUGUUUAGAAACAUAUAGAGAGGAUUGAAUAACAAAAAGAAAAAAAAGAUACACACAAAUUUUUAUAAGGAUGGGUUGAACCAUGCAGUUCUAGUAGGGGGGUCACCACAAAAGAUUGACAGGGUGUCUUUUUUCCUGUCUCUUUGUAAUUAUUAACUAAAGGUGAAGUAGUCUUGGAACAAUCUAACUCUUCUUUAGGGGGGUGUGGUGACACUGGGGACUAGUCUCUGACUUGAGGACAUAUGCCUUCCAAAUGUAAAUGCUUUUUGUUUGGAUAGUUCUGGAGUAGUCUUUGACAAAAAUCUCUGUACUCCAAAAGAAGACCAGAUCUUUAUAUUCCUAUAAAGCUAGCUGAUGCUGACCAAUAAUUUUGCAGUUGUUUCUGUAAUAAACUGAAAUGUAGUUUAUGGUUUAAGUUGCACAUGGGCAUUAUGAUUUAUUAUGGGCAACAUGUUAAAAGUUGAAGGAAACUGUCAAUUCUUUGCAUUUUGACAGGGUCCUUCGAAUUUGACAUAUUACAUGUAUUACCCACCAUGUAUCACUCUGCACAUGUGCAUUUCAAACUGUGCGCUAGCUUAUUGCAGGAAACCAUUUACAUUUGAUUCACCUUUGAAGCUGCAUUCUUGUCUCAACACACAAAUUAACCUUAUAGUAAGAUAUACCUGUAUAACUGCCUGCUUUAUAAGAGAUAUUACGGAUAAGAAUUAAAGAAUGACUUCCUACAUGUACUGUACCACAGAGUAUUCAGAAUAAAAUUGAGACAAAAGAUACCGUAGAGCCACUUUGACUUAUUGAAUGUUCAUAGCAUCUUAUUCAUUUAUUCCUACAGUUAUACUUUAGCCAAUGUUUCAUAUAUGUAUGGCCACUACAAUUUCUAAGAUGAAUGCUUCUUACGAUACUGUACUUAUCCACAUAUCAGGUCUAUUAUAAUUGCUACAAACUGUAUUACCGUAGUUGGCUGUCAGUAAUUGUGUAUUUAUAAGCUUUGACCGUAUGCUUCUUAAUGAGAAUCACGCAAGUAUUACACCAUAUUUCUAAGUAUAAUGAUAAAUCUAUAGGAGAAAUGUGUAAAAGGUUGCAUUAUAUAUUAUGUAUGUAUCAUUUGGUUGCUUGGUUUGUUGGCUAUUUAUGUUGUAUAAAAA